UCCAUGUCCGCGCGCCAGGCCCGCCCCCUCCGCCGCCGGCCCGAGCCCGCCCGACCCUCUUUCAAUUUUACCUUAGGGUUUGGCGCCAAAGCAGCCUCGAAGCGGGUCCCGUGUCUGCGGCGGGCGGCCCCCGGCGCGGAGGGCAGGGCGCGGAGAGCCCCGGCUCCCGGCGUCGGCGGAUGGCGGGAGCCCGGGGGCCGCGGGCUCGCGGGGCAGCUGGCGAGAGACGAGAUGCCGAGGUGGGAGCAGGGUAGCGGGGACGGGCCCGGGGGCGCCGCCGGGGUCGCGGGGAAGGGGGGGUUUGUUAUUGUUUUUGUCAGUGAAAGGUCAGAGUUCGUGACCCCGGUGCCGCCGCCGCCGCCGCCCGCGCGCUGGUAGGAGGAGGGCGAAUGUUCUUCUUCCUCUUCCCAGCGCCAGCCUCGCCGCGGCGGCGGGGGGCGGGCGAGCACGCGAUUGGCUGAGGCGCGCGCGCGCACCGGAACGCCGCAGCCGGCGCUUGGUCCAUCCGGCCCUUGGGCUACGGGGCCCCGGGCGGCGGUUGCGGCAGCUGCUGAGCUCGGUCGUGGCGGGGCGGGCGUAUCUGUGGCUUAAAUGGCGCAGGCGCCGGGGCCUAAAGGCCGAAAAGCUAGCGGUCCUAAAAACUCGUGGAUGUCGCGCACGGUUACCCGGGCACAGGCCGUCCCUCGGGGGAACCGCGAAGUCCUCACAGCUGAGUGGGUACUGUCCUCGCAGUGGCGGCCUCCACCCCGGCCUCCAGUCUAGCCGGGGCUCGUAAAGUCUCUGUUGAUGGAAGAAGCGGGGCCCUGACUAGCGCGACGGAUUCGCCCAGCCGCUCAGUAGGGCGCCUGUAGGUCGAAGUGGGGGUUGUAUUGGGUGGGAAUUGAGCUCUUCUGGCCUUCCUCGGUACAGAUAGCUUUUAAUUUAGGUUUUAAAGGUCCAAAGAUGCGUCCGCUCUGGCCAUCGCAGGUGAAGUGUUCAAACUCCCUAGAAUCUGUAAUUUUUUCUUAAUGAACAUACGAUCCAGAUCUUGUGUAUUUCCAUGCCCUCCCCGAGAUAUGAAAGUAGUAAAUGGUAAUAGGUAGGAAUGUGUAAAGCAGCUUUUAGCAGCAUUGCUUAAAUUUAUAUGAAGAAAAUGGCCUGUCUUGAUCUUAAACUCUUGGGCUGUAAGUUUUCGUUACAUAUUUCUCUCUCUCUCCUGUUGUGGUUUUGACUUGCCUGGGAAGGUGCAGGUGUUUAUUUAUCCUAAAUGCCCUGAAGUGUUGAGACUACAGGUUGUAGGUCUUGUACUAAGUGAUUUUUUUUCUUCAGUUUUCUUGCUUAUUAAGAGGAAAUACUGACUCUAGAAUGGAUGGGUUAACUUUUUUUUUUUUACACAGUACCCAUUUGGGCUUUUAUUAGGAUGACUCUAACUUCAGUAUUUUUUCCCCAUUAUCUUAUAAUAUUUCUAUUUGAUAAAAAAUGUUUUAAACAUACCUAUUUCCCCGUUUUUCUUGCUCUCACUUUGCAAAGUGGGGAAAAAGCUAGGUUUUUUUAGUCAUGGUGAAGCAUAGAUCUUGAAAUUGGAAAAGGCCUUAAGAGAAUGUCAAUUUUUUCUGGCAGAAAGGUUUUCUUAUUUUAGAGGUGAGGUGGGUGAGAACCAGAAGGUUUGCAUUAUCGAAAUGUGCUGUUUGAUGUUGGAAUACAUUUUUUUUGUUUUUUUGGGGGAGACGGAGCUUCGCUCUUGUUGCCCAAGCUGGAGUGCAAUGGUGCGAUCUCGGCUCACCGCAACAGCGAUUCUCCUGCCUCAGCCUCCUGAGUGGUUGGGACUACAGGCUUGCGCCACCACGCCCAGCUAAUUUUUGUAUUUUUAGUAGAGACAGGGCUUCAUCACGUUAAGCCGGCUGGUCUCGAUCACCUGACCUCGUGAUCCGCCCUCCUUGGCCUCCCAAAGUGCUGGAAUUACAGGCAUGACCUACCAUGCCCGGCCUGGAAUACGUUCUUAAAUAAAUGUGGAUCACUUUAAUGCACGUUUCUCACUUUAUGUUUUUUUGCUAAUGACUUAUGACUUGCUGUGUAUUUUAGAUAAUGCUAUGUAUAUUUAGACUAUGCUUUUUGUCUAAUGAUGUUAGACAAAAAGGAAAUUGGAGCAGUUUUCUUUUUUGAGUUCAAAAUGGGUCAUAAAGCAGCAGAGACAACUCAAAACAUCAGUAACACAUUUGGCCCAGAAACUAAGGAACAUACAAUGCAGUGGUGGCUCAAGAAGUUUUGCAAAGGAGAAGAGAGCCUUGAAGAGGAGGAGCCUGGUGGCGGGCAACCAGAAGCUGACAAUGACCAAUCGAGAGCAAUCAUCAAACUACAGGAAAAAUUUCAGAAGAACUCAGCAUUCACUAUCUACAGUCAUUUGGGUCGUUUGGAAUUUAAUGCAAAUUGGAAAGGUGAAAAAGCUUGAUAAGUGGGUGCCUCAUGAGCUGAGCAAAAAUCAAAAAUUUGUUCUUUUGAAGUGUCUUUUUAAUCCCACGCAAGAAUAGCAAACCAUUUCUCAAUGGGAUUGUGACAUGCAAUGAAAAAUGGAUUUUAUACAGCAACCAGCUCAGUGGUUGGACCAAGAAGCAGCUCCAAAGCAGUUCCCAAUGCCAAACUUGCACCAAAAAAAAGGUCAUAGUCACUGUUUGGUAAUCUGCUGCCUGUCUGAUCCACUACGGCUUUCGGAAUCCUGGCAAAACCAUUACAUCUGAGAAAUAUGCUCAGCAAAUUGAUAAGAUGCACCGAAAACCACGCCUGCAGCUGGCAUUGGUCAACAGAAAGGGCCUAGUUUUUCUCCAUGACAACACUUGACUGCAUGUCACACAACGAACACUUCAAAAGUUGAAGGAAUUGGGCCACAAAGUUUUGCCUCAUCCACCAUAUACACCUGACCUCUGGCCAACCAACUACCACUUCUGGCAUCUUGACAACUUUUUGCAGGGAAAACACUUCAGCAGGAUGCAGAAAAUGCUUUCCAAGAGUUCAUUGAAUCCUGAAGCAUGCAUUUUUAUGCUACAGGUAUAAAUUUAUUUCUCAUUGGCAAAAAUGUGUUGAUUGUAAUGGUUCCUAUUUUGAUUAAUAGAGAUAUAUUUGAACCCAGUUACAAUAAUUUAAAAUUCACAGUCUGGAAAUUAACUUUUGCAUCAACCUAGUAUUUCAAUGGUAAAUCCUUGCAAACAUGGAAACAAUGCACUUGGCCCAGUG
Molecule: messenger RNA, 3207 nt
Organism: Sapajus apella (tufted capuchin)
Lineage: Eukaryota; Metazoa; Chordata; Mammalia; Primates; Cebidae
Exons: 1
Coding region: 4-378 (124 amino acids)
Source: RefSeq, a predicted model, not a curated record